Eubalaena glacialis (North Atlantic right whale) is the source of this 2771-nucleotide messenger RNA. It is a transcript of the gene MSH5, whose product is annotated as mutS homolog 5. Gene Ontology annotation, biological process: chiasma assembly; mismatch repair. The transcript is spliced from 24 exons. Bases 76 to 2628 code for a protein of 850 amino acids. The record is from RefSeq and is a predicted model, not a curated record. Gene Ontology annotation, molecular function: ATP-dependent DNA damage sensor activity; mismatched DNA binding; ATP binding. Gene Ontology annotation, cellular component: nucleus. Lineage: Eukaryota; Metazoa; Chordata; Mammalia; Artiodactyla; Balaenidae.
AGAGAGAGGAGGCGUGCAAAACUUGUCCCACAGGACCCUCAGACCGUCUCCAAAUACAGCCUCCGCGUGACAGGAAUGAGGGUGGGGCGAGUGGUGUUUUCUACAGUCUGUACUUUAGUGAAAUACCCGAGAAGUCGCCCUUCCAGAUGCCCUGCACCUGUGACCACAGCUCUCGAAGGCCCUAGCAGCCCUGCCCCUCAGCCCUCUCCCAUUAGUUCUCAGUGGAGUUGCAUUUCUGCGCGCCCCGCUACCCCCGUCUCCUCGCGGAUUCAUCUGUGUGUGCUGUGGAACUCAGGAUACCUGGGCAUAGCCUACUAUGACACUAGUGACUCCACCAUCUACUUUAUGCCAGAUGCCCCAGACCACGAGAGCCUCAAGCUGCUCCAGAGAGUUCUGGAUGAAAUCGAUCCCCAGUCUGUUGUCACGAGCGCCAAACAGGAUGAGAAUAUGACGCGGUUUCUGGGGAAGCUUGCCUCCCAAGAGCACAGAGAGCCUAAGAGACCUGAAAUCAUAUAUUUGCCAAGUGUGGAUUUUGGCCUGGAGAUAAGCAAACAGCGCCUCCUUUCUGGAAACUACUCCUUCAUCCCAGACUCCAUGACUGCCACUGAGAAAAUCCUCUUCCUCUCCUCCAUCAUCCCCUUUGACUGCCUCCUCACGGUUCGAGCACUUGGAGGGCUGCUGAAGUUCAUGGGUCGAAGAAGAAUCGGGGUUGAACUGGAAGACUAUAACGUCAGCGUCCCCAUCCUAGGCUUUAAGAAAUUUGUGUUGACCCAUCUGGUGAGCAUAGAUCAAGACACUUACAGUGUUCUGCAGAUAUUUAAGAGUGAGCCUCACCCCUCAGUGUACAAAGUGGCCAGUGGACUCAAGGAGGGGCUCAGCCUCUUUGGAAUCCUCAACAGAUGCCGCUGUAAGUGGGGAGAGAAACUGCUCAGGCUAUGGUUCACACGUCCAACCCAGGACCUGGGGGAACUAAAUUCCCGUCUGGAUGUCAUUCAGUUUUUCCUGUUACCCCAGAAUCUGGACAUGGCUCAGAUGCUGCAUCGAUUGCUGGGUCACAUCAAGAACGUGCCUCUGAUUCUUAAACGCAUGAAGUUGUCCCACACCAAGGUCAGUGACUGGCAGGUUCUCUACAAGACAGUGUACAGUGCCCUGGGCCUGAGGGAUGCGUGCCGCUCCCUGCCCCAGUCCAUUCAGCUCUUUCGGGACAUUGCCCAAGAGUUCUCUGAUGACCUACACCACAUUGCCAGCCUCAUUGGGAAAGUGGUGGACUUUGAGGGCAGUCUUGCUGAAAAUCGCUUCACAGUCCUCCCCAGCAUAGAUCCUGAAAUUGAUGAGAAAAAACGAAGGCUGACAGGACUUCCCAGUUUCCUCACUGAGGUGGCUCGGAAGGAGCUGGAAAAUCUGGACCCCCGUAUUCCUUCAUGCAGUGUCAUCUACAUCCCUCUGAUUGGCUUCCUUCUUUGUAUUCCCCGCCUGCCUUCCAUGGUGGAGACCAAUGACUUUGAGAUUGAGGGUCUGGACUUCAUGUUCCUCUCAGAGGAGAAGCUUCACUAUCGUAGUGCUCGAACCAAGGAGCUGGAUGCAUUGCUGGGGGACCUGCACUGCGACAUCCGGGACCAGGAGACCCUGCUGAUGUACCAGCUGCAGUGUCAGGUGCUGGCACGGGCAGCUGUCUUGACCCGGGUGUUGGACCUUGCCUCCCGCCUGGACGUCCUCUUGGCUCUUGCCAGUGCCGCGCGGGACUAUGGCUACUCAAGGCCCCAUUACUCUCCACGGCUCCUUGGGGUACGAAUCCAGAAUGGCAGGCAUCCUCUGAUGGAACUCUGUGCCCGAACCUUCGUGCCCAACUCUGCAGAAUGCGGGGGGUACAAAGGGAGGGUCAAAGUCAUCACUGGACCCAACUCCUCAGGGAAGAGCAUAUACCUCAAACAGGUAGGCUUGAUCACAUUCAUGGCCCUGGUGGGCAGCUUUGUGCCAGCAGAGGAAGCCGAAAUCGGGGCAGUAGACGCCAUCUUCACCCGAAUCCAUAGCUGUGAAUCCAUCUCCCUUGGCCUCUCUACCUUCAUGAUCGACCUCAACCAGCAGGUGGCGAAAGCAGUGAACAAUGCCACCGAGCGGUCGCUGGUCCUUAUCGAUGAAUUCGGAAAGGGAACCAACACGGUGGAUGGGCUCGCGCUUCUGGCGGCCGUGAUCCGACACUGGCUGGCGCUUGGGCCCACGUGCCCCCACGUCUUCGUGGCCACCAACUUUCUGAGCCUCAUUCAGCUACAGCUGCUGCCGCAGGGGCCCCUCGUGCAGUAUUUGACCAUGGAGACCUGUGAAGAUGGGAAUGACCUUGUCUUCUUCUAUCAGGUUUGCGAAGGUGUUGCCAAUGCCAGCCAUGCCUCCCACACAGCUGCCCAGGCUGGGCUUCCUGAGAAGCUCGUUGCUCGUGGCAAGGAGGUCUCAGACUUGAUCUGCAGUGGAAAGCCCAUCAAGCCUGUCAAGGAGCUGCUAAAGGAGAAACAAAUGGAAAAUUGCCAGACGUUAGUAAACAAGUUUCUGAAACUGGAUUUGGAAGAUCCCAAUCUGGACCUGGACAUUUUCAUGAGUCAGGAAGUGCUGCCUGCUGCCACCACCAUCCUCUGAGAGUCCUUCCUGGGCUCUCCUCCACAUCCCAAACCCCGGGAGGCUGCCAGGCCCUCUUUGUUUCCUUACUUCCUUCACACCCAGAGUUCUCAGUUUCCCUGGAAAUUUUGUUUCAUGUUAGUAAUAAAGUUUAUUUUGGAGAA